This is a messenger RNA of Racocetra persica, 311 nucleotides long. Lineage: Eukaryota; Fungi; Glomeromycota; Glomeromycetes; Diversisporales; Gigasporaceae. The record is from the annotation of a GenBank genome assembly.
CUAAAGAAAUAUCCCUUGAAAAGUAUGGCUUUAAUGUUAUUCAGACCUCUGACUCCUCUUUCUUGACUUUCACUAAUACUAUAAUUACUCGUCAAGAUUUGUUCACAUACAUCGGUUCUCUUCAAAAUACUAUAGCUACAGUUACAAGUUCAUUAAAUCGUUUGGAGAAGAAAACUAAGAAAUAUUCUAGUAGUUCAAGUUGUAAAAGGUGCGCACUUCUUCAUAUCAAGCUAAAUGAUACAUAUACGGAACUCAAGAAAAGAAAGUCACAAAAAGAGAUGCUACAAAAAAUUAAAGAUCUCGAAAAGCAU